Clunio marinus is the source of this 2087-nucleotide messenger RNA. The record is from the annotation of a GenBank genome assembly. Lineage: Eukaryota; Metazoa; Arthropoda; Insecta; Diptera; Chironomidae.
GCACGAACAAUUUUACUCUCUUCGCAUUCUUUUUUUUAUAUUUUCACAUUUUCAUUUCGUUCGCGGUUUUCUCGGGUUAUCAUAACAAACUCUUCUAGACAAAAGCAUACAACCUAACAAAUAUUAUUAAAUCGUUUGCGAAACGUCUUCUUUUUAUCUUCUCUUCGCAUCGCCAUCGUUGAGAUCUUUUAAUUUUUUUUUAUUUUUAUACAUUUUUAUUUGAUGAUUUUCGGACCCAAAAAAAUAAAGAGAUUCAGUCGAUGGCCAUCUGUCGAGCUUAAAUGUUCACAUAUGCUGUUUUCAAAAAAGUUAUCAAUACGACGCCGGCUUUUCGUCAUCAUCGUCGCUCUCUUGCUAACAUUCUCUGUAAUUGUUUUAGUGAAUCAGUCAAAUGUUAUCAAUUAUGCUUAUUUUUUUUAUAAAAAAAUCAAAAUUAAUGAACCAGAUUUACAACUCGUGACAUCAUGGAAUGUGAACUUAAAUUCAUAUCUUCAAUCGACAAAAUCAAUACGACAAUCAGUUCAAAGUAUCAAUGAACAACAAAUGAUACUUAAUGAGAGUUUAUUUGGAAUAUCAACAAACUUCACAGUUGUCAUUGUGGUUCAAGUUCAUAGGAGACUUUCAUACUUGCGUCAACUUGUCGCAAGUCUUUCACAUGCUAAAGACAUUGAAAAAGCACUGUUGAUCUUUUCUCAUGAUUAUUAUGAUGACGAAAUAAAUCAGCUGGUGCAGAAAAUAACAUUUUGUCGUGUUAUGCAAAUAUUUUAUCCUUUCUCAAUCCAAAUUUAUCCGAAUGAGUUUCCUGGCAGUGAUCCGAGAGAUUGUCAACGAAACUUAGAUAAAACGACUGCAAUCAACAGUAAAUGUUUGAACGCUCUUCAUCCUGACCUUUAUGGUCAUUAUCGUGAAGCUCCUUUCACACAAAUGAAACAUCACUGGUGGUGGAAGUUGAAUCGAAUAUUUGAUCAACUCGAAGUGACACAAAACCACAACGGGCUGUUGUUGCUUCUCGAAGAGGAUUAUUACGUUGCACCUGACUUUCUACAUGUUUUAGAGCAACUUCAUGAGAGGUCAAGCAGCUUGUGUUCAUAUUGCAAUAUCAUCUCUCUUGGAACAUAUUCCGAAGCGAUCACACGAAUAAACUAUGACCAGAUAGAAAUAUCGCCUUGGAUUACAAGCAAGCAUAAUAUGGGAAUGGCUUUUUAUCGUGAGACAUGGAAUGAGAUAAAGUCAUGUGCAAAAUAUUUUUGUGAUUACGAUGAUUACAACUACGAUUGGUCAUUGCAAAAUAUUAAUUACAAAUGCUUGGAGAAUAAACUUAAUGUGAUGAUUAUUCGUGGUCCGCGAGUGUUUCAUAUUGGUGAAUGCGGAAUGCAUCACACAAAGACUGACUGUGAUCAAUUAACCUCAAAAUCACAACAGAUGAUCAUAAAUGCUUCCCUUUCUGGUCAUUUAUUCCCAAGGAAUCUCAAACUUACCAGAACUUUAGACCAUGACGAUGUUUCAGAUACGCUUAAGCCCAAUGGUGGUUGGGCAGAUAUACGUGAUAUUAUGUUGUGUCUUAACAUGACCAUGCAUGAAUGAAUGCAAUAAAGUGUGUGCGUGUGUGUAUGAUUAAUUAUUUCUCUUCCACAUGAUGAAUAUUGGAAGCCAUGAAGCCAAAGUUAAAAAUAUGAAAAUUGUCAUAAAAUAUUAAAAUCAGGAGAUGAAAUCAAAACUUCAAACCGAAGAAUGAAAGAUACAAAAUUGACACUUGAUGAUAACGAUAAUACCGAAAUUUUUAUACAACGAAGUUCAUUCAUACAGUGCCAUAACAAUACUUAACCAGCCAUGUUAACACUUAAUAAUUAAAAUAUCAAUUUUUCACAUCUGAAUAUUUUUCUCUUUAAUUCUUGAUGAGAAUUCAAGAUGAAAGAACUUUGAAGAAACUUAAAUGGCUUUCCAGUGUUAAUCAAAAUCACUUGUUUGAAAAUGAGUCGCUUUGUUGUUUUUUACACUUCUCAUCACGUGUGCCUAAAGAUCUAUGAAUAAGAUGAAUCUUGAGUUACAUCUCCAUGUUAUUUACUUAUAUAUACCAAAAAUAGGAA